CGUCCUUGCCAUUCGAGUACAGCUUCAAACUUGUUCUACCUGAUUGGCCGAAGCUCUUGGCUUGUUUGAAGUCUGCCUUGCAGCUCUUUAGUCACCGGCAUAGUUGUCUUUUUAGCGUUUAGAAUACACACGAAUACUCCUUGAGUAUCACUCAUUUAUACAGGGUUUUUUUGUUUGUUUGUUUUGUGUUUCUUGACAGAUUUUGUGGGAGAGAAAACCACUUGGGGGAUUCCAGUGUUCUUGAAGAGUGGGCGUGCCUUUAAUCCAGGGGAAUAACAGAAUCGCAAAAAUGAGCGACGAAAUCUCCACCAUCCACGUUGACGGUAUCCCUCUGGACACGCUCAGUAAGGUUCAGACUUACCUGAAGCCGUUCACGCUGUCCCUGGAGGUCCUGCGGCAGGUUUCCGCUCGACUGGAGCGAGAUCUGAGACGAGGCCUGGGGAAGCACUCGCACCACAGGGCCGCCGUCCAGAUGCUGCCCACCUUUGUCACGGCCACGCCAGACGGGACGGAAAAAGGCGACUUCCUGGCUUUGGACCUCGGUGGGACCAACUUCCGGGUGCUCCAUGUGCGAGUGCUGGAGGAGGAGCAGAGGAUGGUGAAGAUGGACAGUCAGAUCUGCGCCAUCCCGCAAGAGAUGAUGCGAGGACCCGGAGAACAGUUGUUCGACCACAUCGCCGCCUGUCUGGGGGAAUUUCUCAAGUCGCUGAAUCUGCAGGACCAAAUUCUCCCUCUGGGCUUCACCUUCUCCUUCCCCUGCCAUCAGAAGGAAAUUGACAAGAGCAUCUUGAUCCGCUGGACGAAAGGCUUCCAGUGCUCGGGAGUGGAAGGCCAAGAUGUGGUGAAGCUCCUGCGAGAGGCCAUUCACCGACGAGGGGAUUACGACGUGGGCUCCAUCGCCAUGGUCAACGACACGGUGGGCACCAUGAUGAGCUGCGGCUACAAGGACCAAAGCUGCGAGAUCGGCAUGAUCAUCGGCACGGGGACCAACGCCUGCUACAUGGAGGAGAUGAAGAACGUGAAGCGCGUGGAGAGCGACCACGGGCGCAUGUGCAUCAACACCGAGUGGGGCGGCUUCGGCGACAACGGUUCGCUCCGAGACAUCCAGACCGAGUUCGACGUCCAGGUGGACAAGACGUCCAUCAACCCCGGCAUCCACACCUUUGAGAAGAUGAUCAGCGGUAUGUAUCUGGGCGAGAUUGUGCGCCUCCUGCUGCUGAGGAUGACAAAGGACGGGCUGCUCUUCAAGGGGCAGGCGUCGGAGGCGCUGCUGUCGCCGGACGGAUUUAAGACCAAGUACAUCUCCGAUAUAGAAGAGGAGCUCGACGGCCUGGAAAACGGCAAGAAAAUCUUGAGCGGCCUGGGUCUGUCGUGGGAGCCGGUGGACGUGCGCGUGGUGCGUAUGGUCUGCGACACAGUGUCGUCGCGCUCGGCUCGCCUCUGCGCCGCCGCCCUGGCCACCAUCGCCACCCGGAUCCGGGUCGGUCGCGGCCUGGACCACCUGAAAACCACCGUGGGAGUGGAUGGCUCGGUGUACCGGAAACACCCCAGCUUCAGCGCCGAGCUCCAGGCAACGGUGCGCCGGCUGGCCCCCGAGUGCGAAGUGACCUACCUGCUCUCGGAGGACGGCAGCGGCAAAGGUGCCGCCAUGGUAACGGCCGUGGCGCAGAGGCUGGCCCGCCAGUCGCGCCUGCUGGAGGACAGCGACGGCGAAGACAGCGACGACGAUGACCAAUGAGAAGCCUCCGACACGAACGCACGUGGCGCCGUUUAUUUCCCAUGUUUUGGGAUGUCACAGCCUCAUUGGGAAAAAAAAGCCUUCAGUGCAGUUUUUUUACUUUGAAAAUCUCUACGGUGUUUCAUGCUGUGAAUGCUUCAGUUCAUCCGGAAAGGAUUCACGCCGCUUCACCUUUUCCAAAUAUUCUUAGAUGACAGCCUGAUUCCAAAAUGGGUUAUGUAAUUUUUUUUUAUAUUCAAAGCCCUUUCUAAUUUUCUACAAUUUGUUUCAUCUCAAGAAUAGUCUAUUUUUUUUUUUGUCAAAAAGUAACAGUAUUCAUGAUAAGACUGAGUAUGAUGGCACAAAGUUAGUAGUGCAGCUAAUUUGUGUCGCUUUCGCCCCUACCUCUUCGCAUACCUCUCAAAGCUCAAACGUGGACCGGGAGCCAUUUUCUGCUCCCUCCAGAGAGACUCAUGAAGUCUGAAUUGAAUCCAUUUUGGAGUAGGACUUGACAAAAUGUGGAAAAAGUGAGGCUGUGCGAAUACUUUUCGGAAGCACUCUACACUACUGUAUUUCAAAUUAGUUGGUCUUGAGGAAAAGUGUUUGUCCUCCUAAUUGAGGAUUUCCAACGUCAGCUGACUGACGUGAAUUGUGUUUCCAGUCUCUUCAUUUGAAUGACUAAUUUGUAUGGAUGCAAAUACUUGAGCGGGGUAAAACUGCCUUGGCCGUUUUUCUUGAAUGACAAAAAGAGAAGCAUUUAUAUUUGGAAUAUUCGCCGUGGUCAUGUGGGCCGGACUCAAUUCAUUCUGAUUUUGUUCCCCU
Hippocampus comes (tiger tail seahorse) is the source of this 2539-nucleotide messenger RNA. RefSeq names its product hexokinase-2-like. Gene Ontology annotation, biological process: glucose metabolic process; carbohydrate phosphorylation; intracellular glucose homeostasis. Gene Ontology annotation, molecular function: glucokinase activity; D-glucose binding; ATP binding. The coding region runs from base 290 to 1738 and encodes 482 amino acids. The record is from RefSeq and is a predicted model, not a curated record. Lineage: Eukaryota; Metazoa; Chordata; Actinopteri; Syngnathiformes; Syngnathidae. Gene Ontology annotation, cellular component: mitochondrion; cytosol. The transcript has 11 exons.